AUGGAACCCCAGCUUCCACCGUUAAUACUUUGUAUGGAGAAUAUGAAUGGAGAAGAAGUAUCCCUUAGUAUUGGACCCAAUGAUGAUUUCCAAACAUUCCUGGAUAAAGCCAAAUCAACCCUAGGUUUCGAUGUAGACAUUAAUUCAAUUACUGGCGAACAACCUGUAUCAUUAAAUGAAAACAUUUAUCAUUAUCUCCUGAACUCGGAACUAAAUUAUCAAACUGAUCCACAAAUUGGUACUGAAAAUUUCCAACGCACACCAGAACAGGGUGCACAUAGCCCUGAUGGGUUUGUAUACGUUUUAGACGACGGCACACAAAUACGAGCAUCGCAAAUACAUUUUGAUAACGAGGAUCCCCCUGUAGACCUCAUAGCGGAACAAAUACCAUUCGUCAAGUACGCCGAUGAUAGUGAAGAUGAAAACGAAGUCGUAGACCAAAGUAUUGAAAAUACUAAAAAAAUAAACAUCGUCGAAAGUCCUGUUAAACGUUGGGAAAGUAGAAAUUCCAGUCCUAGAUGCAGUUUCGUAAACAGUUUACCUUUCAAACUUGUCUGUUCGAAUACCUCUAACUUUGAAGCCCAAUUCACAAAGUACUUAGAAUCGAGUACCACGAGAACAUUCACAACUUUGAAUCCUGUAACCAAUAGAAACAAGUCCCCUAAAAGUUUAAUAAGUGAUAAUUACAAAAAUUACGAUGAGAAUUAUCAGCGUAACAAAGAUGAUUUCGGAAGUUAUACACGAGAAGAAAUUCUUAAUAUGUUUAAAGACUCACCCGUCGCAUCCUUGCCUUACGAAGAGAACCAAAAUCAUAACGAAAAAAGACGCCAUGUACGUAAAACCGACCCAUCUCGGCUUCAUAAAAAUUGGAAUAAUCGACCUUACGUAGACGUAAAACCUGGAGAGAAAGGUAGACAAAACUGUUUCAUUUGUGGUAAAAUCGAUAACAACGUAGAAAAGUUGUACUUGUUUGAUAACGAGGAUCAAAAACUACAUAGAUGUACAUCGCCCAGAAAUUAUCCGACUCAAUUGAAAAUAAUAUGUGAUCAUUGUUUGGCUGAAAAUUUUAAACCUAGUCGUAUGAAAAGUCCUACACAAUCUCUUAGUACCGAUGAGUUCUUAGUUAUAAAAAAUAACCAGCAAUUUAUAUUUCAAAAGGUUAUUGAUUUUAAAUUGGCUCCGAUUUCGGAUAUCGCAGAUAAACGGGAUCAAAACCUCGAGGAUACCCAAGAGAAUGAUAAACUUGAAUUUGUGAAAGUAGAAAUAGGUUCCGAUGGUGAAAUCGUAACGAAAUGUAUUGACAAUGAUACAAGGUCAUCAGAUGACGUUAUUAUUGUGAAAGAUGAGAAAAAAGAUAGUUCAAGUGAUGUUGAAAUAAUAGAAAAUGAACCUUAUAUAGACGAUCAUAUUAUAGAUAAUUUGGAAGAAGCCGAUGAGGACGUUAAAGAAUUUUUGGGGAAAUAUCAUUGUGAUAAUAAUACUGAGAUUAAGGAAUUAAAAUGCAGAUUUUGUGACAGCAUCUUUGAACAAAUCGGCCAGGUUAUAGAUCAUGGCGAGGAACACAAACAUAAUUUAGACGAUGGAGAAGUAUUCCCUUGUCCAUUGUGUGACUAUGGUUAUUCUAAUUUUAAAUGGUUAAAGGGACAUCUCAAAGCAGCUCAUGACAAAACAAAAAUUACUGACAUAAAAAACGAAGCUGAUAACGAUGAAGACAAAAAUGAGGCUAAAACUUCUCCAUCUUCAUCUCCCGUUGCGAAGAGAACUAGAAGUGCAAUUAAAAAAGUCGAAACGGAAACCGAGAAAGAGUCCCCGGAGAAAAUGGAGCGCACGAAUAACAUUACAACGAAACUUGAAUCUAACGGUUCUACAUUGACUGUCAAUACGGAAGUGAAACAGGAAUGUUUAGACAGCAGUGAUGAUGAAGCAAUCUGGAUCGUGCAGACUGUUGGCCAUGAACCCUCGGCACAGCUGGAGAACUUACUGAAGGUGGCCACGGUAAGAUGCGAUGAGAAAAACAGAAAGAAAAAUAAAUGUAACAACUGCAGUCAAAUAUUCCCAACUGCGGAAAGUCUUAUCUCCCACAAGUGUCGUCGCCGAGGACGCAAGCGCAGAGGCCCGGCCAAAGAUGAUUCGGUCUUACUCGUUCCCUCUGAAGAGGACUUUCUUAGGAGGGCUCAAGGAAGACCUAAACAAAAACAGCCAGGAGUUGACAACGAUUUGCUGGUCGUUAGAUCUCGUAAGAGAAAGAACCGUGAGCCGACUUCUGAUCCGCAAAUAGUUACCUGUCACAACUGCAAUGAAUCGUUUACCUCCAAAGUUAGACUGAAGUUUCACAUGCAAUUCCACGACGCGACUAAUCUUUUGACUGCGGAGGGUCAAUACGCGUGCCCGGAGUGCGAGGGUGCGCAUUUCCCCACUGAAAGCGAGCUCUUCGACCACGUCCACUUUCAGCAUCAUAAGCAGAAGCGCUGGCAAUGUCCUGUAGAAGAUUGCGGCAAGACUUUUUAUCUUAGAGCUACGUUAACAAAACAUAGCCGCACGCACACAGACACGCGACGAUAUGUAUGCGUAACGUGCGGGAAACGAUUCCUUGACAAGCAGACCCUCGACGAGCACGGAGUCACACAUUUACAAAUAAAGCCGUUCCAGUGCCACAUCUGCUUGAAGCAGCUGACACGACGAUCUCGUCUCCGGAUGCAUCUCCGAGCGCACGAGGAGGAGCUCGCACCGCGGCUUGUGCUCGUCUGCGCCGCGUGCGGCCGCGCCUUCCGCGAUACUAAUGACGCUCAGGAUCACGCUAAUAAAUCAAAAGAGUGUAUAGAGAAGUUAAGUCCGGCUGUUAAAGAAGAGAACCAAGUAUCAGUCCUGCUUUCCCCGACCACUGGACUGGUCACUCAAACUGUUGCGGUUGUUGCGAAGUCCCCGCAAAUGGAGUGCGGACCGGAAGGUGACGCGUUACUGGCAACACUCACAGACUUCGCCAAAAUCAUCAUACGAGUUGUCGAGAUUGAGAAGGCAUUCCGCUGCGAGUACUGUGAAGAUGUUUUCUAUUUGGAAGAAGCGCUGAACAGUCAUCGAGUUAUCCACAAAGGUAUUAAGAAUCCAUUCACCUGCCACAUCUGUAAAGUUAGCUUCGCCACGUAUUCCAGAUGUACUACACACAAAACAACUCACGGUUUUUACAAGCGUUCUCUCGCAGACUGCAAGAAAGCAGCUAAAUGUCCAGGCUCCUCUGAAGCUGGACCUGCCGCUACUGGCAUUUUAGGUUAUGGUGGAUUUCCUGUCGUCAAACAUUUCUUAUGCGAGGAUUGCGGAAGGUCCUACUUACACUGGACUUAUCUACAAGUACAUCGACGUAUGAAACAUGCUAAUGAAAAUUUUCUAUACAAAUGUAACCAGUGCGACCUGACCUUUCCCAACAGUUGGAGUGUGGCGUAUCACAGGAAGAAGAUGCACGGGAAGACUGGACCUGAAGAUGGCGGUGGCACUACCAAAAUAGCUAGAGAUGAUUAUAGGAUACCUUGUCGGGAUUGUAGCAUGGUGUUGCCAAACAAAACAGCACUUUAUGCUCAUAGACAGAAGGAGCAUAGUGAUACAACCAUGAGCGAUGAACAAGGUACGGAUGCGCAAGUGCGCACGCACGCACCUCUCGCGACCUCGUGCAGCAAGUGCGGGCACAACUUUAACGAGCCCAGCGCUCUACAGCGACAUCUCAAAGAGGUGCACGGACAUGAAGGUGAGAUGCGCGGUGAGAGAGGGCGGUCGCACGCAUGCGCGGUUUGCGGCCGCACUUUCCGCUCCGCCUCCGUACGCAACGAGCACCUGCGCGUGCACACAGGCGAGAGACCCUAUCCUUGUGACGUCUGCGGGGUCGCCUUCAGACGGUCGACAGCUAUGCGUAAUCACCGUCUGAUCCAUUCUGGCGUGCGUGCAUGGGCGUGCGCGCGCUGCCCCAAACGAUUCCGCAUACGCUCCGACCUGCGCACGCACGUGCGACUUAAACAUCCUACUUAUAUGAUCGUAUUUGAGAUGAAAGGUUUAAACCCGACAUAUGAAGAGAUAAUGCAACACAUCCGUGAAAAUAACAUCACUCAGGGUCGCAUCAUAGAGAUCACUAAGAUGUCCUUCGAAAAGGGUACAAGCAGUAUAGUGCCAACUACAGCACGCGCCCUGUCUCUGCUCGGCCACGUGCCUCGCACAAAGAUCACAUGCGAAACACCCACGCCUAAUUGUUUUCACAUAGAUAUGUUCCAACCGGCACGUCGAGGUCGAGGUAUUGCCAAGAAUCCAAGAAGACCUAAGAUCCUACAAGGAGGUCAUGGCGACUCUGAAUUAGUCAAUGAGUACUCCGUGCCCUUAACAUGCGGUACCAGUGGAGAGGCGCUACCAGAACUGAACGUGGAACUGUUAAAUGAAGGCGCGCUGCAUAGCGGCCAGAUGGUUCAGAUACAACUCGACGAUAACAUCUGGAAUAAGACACAGUGACCUAGCUA
This is a messenger RNA of Papilio machaon (common yellow swallowtail), 4493 nucleotides long. RefSeq names its product zinc finger protein 91-like. Bases 1 to 4485 code for a protein of 1494 amino acids. The transcript has 28 exons. The record is from RefSeq and is a predicted model, not a curated record. Lineage: Eukaryota; Metazoa; Arthropoda; Insecta; Lepidoptera; Papilionidae.